ACUUUGGUCCCAGCUACUUGGGAGGCUGAGGUGGGAAAAUCACUUUAGCCCAAGAAUUCAAGGCCACAGUGAGCUAUAAUUGCACCACUGCACUCCAGGCAACAGAGUGAGGCCCUGUCUUAGAAGGGAGAAAGUGUCAGAUGGUGAUGAGGUCUGGGGGGAAAAAUAGAUAAUGGGGAUUAGGAGUGUGGAUGGUGGUAUUCCCUCACCAAGAGGUGGCAUGUGAGCAGGCAGCUGGGAGGUGAAGGUGUGACCCAUGUGGAAAUCUGAGGGAAAAGCAUUCCAGGCUGAGGGAACAGCCAAUGCAGAUGCUGUGAGGUGGCCAGUGCCACUGAGCAGUGAGCUGCUAUAGGGGCAGGUGAUGAGGUUGGAGAGCGGGGUCAGACAAACUACACUUCUUAAAACAAGUUGUACAGCACCUGCCUCAAGCCUGAGCUAAAGCUGAAAAUUGACACCUCAAAGCAGGUGGAAGCCAAGAAAUGGAGGAAAGCCCUCCUUCCCUACUAGAAUGAGUCCACCUCAGACAGCCAGAUGUUGGACCUCUGCCUCUGUUCCUAGAUCUCUGUUGCUAGAUGAAGGAAAGGGCCCCAGGGGUACCAAGUUCUGUGUAGUAAAAAUUCUAGCAGCGUGGGCCUGCCUGACAUCAUUUUCUGCACAGUUUCUCAUUCUAAUUAAGGCAUAGAUGAUUUGCUGGUGAGGGCUUGAACGGACCCAAUCCCUGGUGCCUGGCCCCUGGCUGCUUGCAAAGCUUUGCCUCAGCAUCCUGGCCACUGGAGCAGUAGCCACUGUUCAGCAGUGCUCACCACAGGCCCUGGUCCAAGUUCCUCCGCGGGCGCCAAGAUGAGUUGUGGCACCCCGAUUUAUUGAUGAGUUAACAGAGCUUCGAGAUGUACAUCCAGGGUAACCAACUAGUAGUCCUCGGCAGAGCUGAAAUCAAAGCUACCCUUUGAAACCUCCACCACCCUGGCUGCCUCUCCCUUCCUGAAGGCCACUUUCUUUUUUUACUAGCCGUCCCUCUGAAGUCUGUCCCUCUCACCCAGGAGAUCAGGGGCCCCAACCACAUCUUGUGGCGCCAGGGCUGGAAGGGUGUUUGGCACAGGGCAUGGGCUGUGUGAAAGAGCACUCUGUUGGCCUGGAACCUUCCUGCGUCUGGUGCCAGAUUUUCAGCCGGGGAAAAGGUGGACGGUGCCCUCCCGCAGGGCCUAAGGUCAACAGGAGACCUCAGGGGAGUUCAGUGACUUAUACAGGUGCCCUGGAGAAGGUCCGUCCACCCUCAUCUUCCACAGACGCUUUUCCUGGACCAGCUCCCUAUCCAUGGCCACACAAAAGCUAGCAAUAGAGCACAAGGACUCCAGACCAGCAGCCUGCCCGACCUCCGCCUCCCGCAGAAAGCCCACCCGUUCCUAGACACGUCCCACGGAAGCACAGGGCAUAGCUCAAGGCCACGGUCCCACUACCCCCAAAGCGGCCGCUUCCACGGAACCGUCCGAAGGGCUGGCCUCGCCACCCUGCGCGCGAGUGAGCCGCUUGCCGGCGCGCAGCUGUAGCCAAGGAAGCAGCAGCGCCCCCUCUGAACCGCGGCGCACUGGUCCUCCCGGCCCGGCCCGCUCCUAGCAACACGGGGCGUCCCCAACGACAAUGACCGGCGCCGGCGCGCGGGACUCUGUGUGAGGCGAGCGCCGAGGCUCCCGAAGCGGAUCCCUACCUGUAUCAAGGACCUGCCAGUCUGAGAAGUUUCUUGUCAUAAGGCCAUCCAGGGGCCACCUGCCCCUACAUUACCAGCCUCCAGCAUGCAGGAGACCGUAACAACAUCAGCAUUGUUGGACCCCAGCCACUCCUCAGUCUCCACCCAGGACAAGUCCUCCACUGGCGGACACACUUCAAGCACAGGCCCACAGCCCUCAAAGCCUUCAAUCACACCAGUCUCUGCAAAGUCCAGAAACCCACAUCCUGGGGCCAAUUUCCAUCGGAUGCGCCGGAUCAUUGCUGAGGAUCCUGAGUGGUCACUGGCCAUCGUGCCCCUCCUCACAGAGCUCUGCAUUCAGCACAUCAUCAGGAACUUCCAGAAUAACCCUAUCCUGAAGCAGAUGCUCCCGGAACACCAGCAGAAGGUCCUGAACCACCUGUCCCCUGACCUACCACUGGCUGUGACCGCCAACCUGAUAGACAAUGAGAACUACUGGCUCCGCUGCUGCAUGCAGCGCUGGCCCGUGUGCCACGUGGCCCACCAUGGCGGCAGCUGGAAACGCAUGUUCUUCGAGCGGCACCUGGAGAACCUGCUAAAGCACUUUAUCCCAGGCACCACGGACCCCGCGGUGAUCCUCGACCUGCUGCCCCUCUGCAGGAAUUAUGUGCGCAGGGUCCACGUCGAUCAGUUCCUUCCGCCGGUGCAGAUCCCGGCCCAGCUCCGGCCAGGCGACCAGUCGGACUCAGGCAGCGAGGGAGAGAUGGAGGAGCCCACCGUUGACCACUAUCAACUGGGCGAUCUGGUAGCUGGCCUGAGCCACCUGGAGGAGCUGGACCUGGUGUACGAUGUCAAGGACUGCGGCAUGAAUUUCGAGUGGAAUCUCUUCCUCUUCACCUACCGCGACUGCCACUCCUUGGCAGCUGCCAUCAAGGCGUGCCACACCCUCAAGAUCUUCAAGCUGACCCGAAGCAAGGUGGAUGAUGACAAAGCACGCAUCAUAAUUCGAAGUCUUCUGGACCACCCAGUCCUUGAGGAGCUGGACUUGUCACACAACCUCAUUGGGGACCGUGGUGCACGAGGUGCUGCCAAGCUGCUGAACCACAGCCGCCUGCGUGUGCUCAACCUGGCCAACAACCAGGUGCGUGCGCCUGGUGCCCAGUCGCUGGCUCAUGCUCUGGCACACAACACCAACCUCAUUUCCCUCAACCUACGUCUCAACUGCAUCGAGGAUGAGGGUGGCCAGGCUCUUGCCCAUGCCUUGCAGACCAACAAGUGCCUCACCACACUGCACCUCGGUGGCAAUGAGCUGUCUGAACCCACCGCCACACUCCUGUCGCAGGUGCUCGCCAUCAACACCACACUCACCAGCAUCAACCUGUCCUGCAACCACAUCGGGCUGGACGGUGGGAAGCAGCUCCUGGAAGGCAUGUCGGACAACAAGACCCUCCUGGAAUUUGACUUGCGCCUGUCAGAUGUGGCCCAGGAAAGCGAGUACCUCAUUGGCCAGGCCCUCUAUGCAAACCGAGAAGCAGCCCGCCAGCGGGCCUUGAAUCCCAGCCACUUCAUGUCAACCAUCACUGCCAAUGGCCCUGAGAACUCUGUGGGAUAAAAUGACCUGACUUGGAUCAUGGCCCCAGCCCUGUCCCUCAUUUCAUACCCCUGCCAUGCCUGCUGCAGACUAUCACUCUGGUUCAGAGGGAGCAGGGAGGGGGACCGUGAAUAUCCUUGGAGUGAUCAAGGGUUGUAUGGAUGGAGACAUGAGGCAGGAAAGGGAGACUGGCAUGGGGGAAGAAAGGGUAUGCAGUAGGAACCCAGCCCCUGUGCCCAGGGAAAGGAUAUUACUGAACCCCCACAAAUGACCAACUUCUUCCAGGAAUAGGGAAGUCAGAGAGGUGUGUGAGGGACUGUGCCUGCCAGAUUCUCCCACGGGGGCUGCCUGCCUCCCUGACUCCCCUCCCCACCAUUUUCUUCUCUACCAAACAGAUCCUUGAUCUUCAAACACACACGCACACACACACACACACGCGCGCACGCUCUGGCUACAGCAGACCUAUGUCUGGCUCUCUUUGCCACCCUCAGCCCUGUAGAUGCAUUUCCCUGUUGCUUGACUCUGCUUUAGGUGAUCCAGUUCUAUAGGCCACUCCAUCCUCUAUUUCCCCAACCCCCAACCUGGGACGGGGACAACGAAAUGACACCAGGGACUCAGACCCAGUGGCCUCCUCUGGGGAGGCAGCUGUAGAUGACGACUUCCAGGGAAGGAUGACACGAUUCCUGCCACCCACCCCAGAGAGCUUCCCUGGGAGGGAGGGAAAGAAGUGCCACACUGGGACAGGAAGUCAGUGAGUCAUCCACAACUUUAUUAUCCACCAGUUUGAUUUGUACAAUCUUUGCGCUUAAAUCCACGACAAAAAGGCCACAGUGUGAUGCACCCAAUUGACAGAGACCUGUCUUCUCCCCAGCCAGGCCCAGCCCACCCCACAAGCCCUUGUCCCCAGGCCACAUGGAGCCUUCUAGGUGCCCUCCAUGAGUCCCCAUCACUCUGUAGCUGUCCACCCUGGGGCCACACCUACAGGAAUCACAUCAGCCCCCAGGGCCACAAGAGACCUAGCUGACUGAUUCAGGCUGAGCGCCAUUCCCCAUCCUCCUCAGGCUGAUUGAUUGGCCCAGAGCCUCCAGAACUGUGUCCCCAAAGGGCAGGUCAUGGGCUACAACCCCAAUCCAGGAGUGCCUGCUCUCCAGGGACUCCUUCCACUAAGCAGACGCUAAGCAGAGCACCAAAGGGGGCUUGGGAGUGACUGCAUGUGUAUGCCUGUCUAGGCAACCUAGAGUCUGUCUGUGCCUGACACCCUCUGACAGUUCCAGAGUGCAAACGUGUAGGUGUGAGGGUGUGUGUGUGUAUAGCCACGGCUGCUAGCAGAGGUUCUAAUUAGAGAAACAAGAACAUUCAGUGUAAAGUUUAAUUUUAGAGAUUAAUUUUCUGGUUUUUGUUUUCCCUGGCAAUCAAUAAAGCUACCAAGAAAAUAGACCAAA
Messenger RNA from Macaca mulatta (Rhesus monkey), 4717 nucleotides. RefSeq names its product t-complex-associated-testis-expressed 1 (gene DRC5). The record is from RefSeq and is a predicted model, not a curated record. Gene Ontology annotation, molecular function: protein binding. Gene Ontology annotation, biological process: microtubule-based movement. Lineage: Eukaryota; Metazoa; Chordata; Mammalia; Primates; Cercopithecidae.